AUGGAGUUGGACUGGAGCUACAAGCCCAUGCUGGAGGAGACACUGGCGAGUCUGAGCGAGCGACAGGAGAGGCUUGUUCAGAGGAUAACGGGGAUCAGAGAGCAGAACCCCCGAGAGUGCAGCCCGUCGCCCUCCUCCCUCACCGAGAGAGAGCAGGAGGGAGGAAGCAGCUUCACGCUUGCUAGUCAAAGGGGGCAGGAGGGAGGAAGCAGCUUGUAUGCUCCAAGAUCGGCACAGGCUGUACUGCGAGCGCUGGAGGAGAAUCAGAGUCUGCGAGAGAAGUUAGAAGAGAGCCAAGAGGUUCUCAAGCAGACGCAAGACAAGUUGAGGAAGCAAACGGUAGCGCUGUCCCUGCUCAAAGAAGAGCACGCGAGUCUCCAGGCUGCGCAUGAGGCUCAAGUCGUUUCCCUACGAGAAGAGAUUGAUCGCCUGAAUGGACGAGCAGCGGAAGGGCGAGCUAAGGCUGACAGUGGCGAAGACCUCAAGCUCGCCUACGAACAAGAAAAACUUCUAAAACGAAUCCGACAGCUUCAGGCUCAGCUGCAAGCGUCGCAGAAGGAGAGGAUACGAGAGACGGAGAGGUACAAGAGGGAGAUGGAGCAAGAGGCCGACAAGCAGAAAAGGCUCAAGGAAAUCCUCAUGUCAGCCAUCAAGUUGCUCACGGAUCAACGAGAUUCUCUUCUGACUGAUCUCAACGACAUCAAACAAGUCAGCCAAACCAACAUGAUGAUCUUGCUGGUGGUGGUGGUGGUGGUGGUGGAACGAUCCUCCCUGCUGCUCGAGCUCCAACAUCUCAAGUCUCGCAACAACGACUUCGUUUCCCAGCUCUCGUCUGCCUCCUCCCUCCUCCAAGACUAUCGCCAGACCUCUCAG
Messenger RNA from Guillardia theta CCMP2712, 873 nucleotides. RefSeq lists its product as hypothetical. The annotation marks the transcript as partial. The transcript has 9 exons. The record is from RefSeq and is a predicted model, not a curated record. Lineage: Eukaryota; Cryptophyceae; Pyrenomonadales; Geminigeraceae.